Messenger RNA from Strigops habroptila (Kakapo), 5057 nucleotides. It is a transcript of the gene ALPK2, whose product is annotated as alpha kinase 2. NCBI's taxonomy places the organism in Eukaryota, Metazoa, Chordata, Aves, Psittaciformes, Psittacidae. Gene Ontology annotation, molecular function: ATP binding; protein serine/threonine kinase activity. The record is from RefSeq and is a predicted model, not a curated record. The transcript is spliced from 12 exons. The coding region runs from base 1 to 4587 and encodes 1528 amino acids. Gene Ontology annotation, biological process: protein phosphorylation.
AUGUUGAUUCCACAGAUUCUGGCUCCUCACAAAUCAGAGGUGGGAAGCUCAGGAAAGCAGAAGUGUUGUCCCCACUUGAGAAACCCCACAGACUUUCCUAACAUAGAGGACAACAUGGAUGUAAAAGAUGUAUUUAAACCCCAGGAAGAUAUUUCCUGCCAAAAGGAUUUGUCAGGGAAUGGAGAUAACCUCUUUCAUUCUAACAGUAUGGCCAGUGUCACUGCUGGAAAAGCAGAGGAAUGCUGCAGCAGGGAGGUGGGUUCCUGCCCUGCAAAUGCGAUCACUUCUCACCCAGACAACUGCUGCUGUGACAGGGAGGACUCUGUGUCUGGUCAGUCUCUGGCUGAUGUCCAGGCGGGUGAUAACCCUGAUACACCUCUCCCCACUGAUACCCUGAUCCACGGGCAAGCAGAUGCUCCUCUCACAGGAGACCACAGGUACUGUGUCAAACAUGCUUCUGACAACCCUGCCACUGUUGGGGGAGUUUAUCCAGAGCAGAUUCCAAGUGUUAGCGAUGACUUUGAUGACGACCUGGAGUAUUUUGAAUGUUCAGACGUGCUAACAGUGCAUGAGGAUGAAAUCUGGAAAAAGAAAUUACAAUUCUUAUUAGAAAGUGAUGAUGAAGAUGAUUUAAAGCUGAGCAAGGAUUGUGAUGGAUGUGCUUACUUCCUCGGUGAAAUGCCUUGCCUGAUCCAAGUGUCAGAUAACACUACGCCUAUGGAUACCACCAUUGGCUUCUGUGGUCAUCAGUCAAAACUCAAAGGAGUAAAUGUAAGGAGAGACCCCUCUACGUACAGCCAGUCAACUCUGCAGCCAGAGAUGACUCUCACUGUUGGGCACCACCGGGACAACAGUUCCAGUCUGCAGGACAAAGAGAAGAGUAAAGUGCCUGAAGCAUCCGCAGCCAUUGGAAAUGACCAUCCCAGGGCUGAAGAAGGAAAUAAUGGAAGUGGCCACUCAGCUGCAGGUUUCCCAAGGGACACGUCAAAGCACAAAGAUAAUGUACAUGCCGAGGCAGACUCUGCUGGUGGCAGAGGUGCUGCUCUGAGAAAGCAGGCUCCAGACACAAUGGCAGAAAGCACAGACAAGGACUUGCUGGGGACAAGCUCCUUGCUGCUGGAGGAGGAGGGAGGAGACGUGCCAGAGGAAAACACCAGGCAUGCUGUGUGCACCUUGACAGAGAGCCUGCGGAGAAACCUCUUCAAGUUCCUGAACCCCAAAGAGCUCUGCAGAUACGUAACUGCUAUAGGACAGUCUUUGCAGGCUGCAGCGGAGGUCAGGGAGUCCAGUGCUCUCAGUCAAGAAGGCAUCACUGCAACAGGGAGCCCCGAGGAGGCAGAAAGCUCCCAAACACAUCCUGUUUUGUGUCGUGCAGAAGAGGGGGAAAGGAAAAGGAGUUGGGGCCUGUCUGAGCACAACCAGAUGCCAGCUGAAACCGACUCACCCAGGAAUCAAGGUGCUGAUGUUCAGAUCUCUACUCAGAACUGUGAGAGACUCUGUAUGGAGCCCCAGAUGGAAAAGGAAGGAAUCUCUGGGACCUGUGAGAGUGCAGGAGCCAGCCAGCCAGCUUCAGAAAUGCUCUGUACUGAAAGGACAUCACAAGCAAAGAGUGGCAAUAUACAAACCAACUCCCAACACCAUGACAAGGGAGGAAGUCGUCACCAACAAGUCUUCUGUGAACAAGGAAUUACUGUUAUUGGUGAUGGUGUUUCACCUUUUCCCCUAUGGGACAAACAAGAAUGUUUGUGUGCUGUUCUCUCUUCUGCAAAGCUCUGUGAUGAGCCAAGGGAGAGAGGGCAACAGUGCAGCUUUGACUCACAUGGCAGCAAUGACACAGAUACUUUCUGCAGUCUCUCCUCUGAUGAAUCUCUAUUGGAAGCUCAUCCCAAGUCAGGCCUGGAAUGUGGAGAACCUGCGUGCAGAGGAGAUGCUGAUAUAUCUGCAGUGCAUGACAAGCUGUGGCAGCUUCUUCAUGAAGAUGAGGAGUCGGACUAUCAAAUCCCAAGUGAAACCAGGGGCAUCACAAGCUUAGAAAUCAGACUGACACGUACCAAAGUCCCAGAACUGCACUGUGCACAGAAGACCUCUUCUGAUCCUCCUUUGCCAAUAGACCUGGUAGAGGAGCAGGAACCUGUUACACAGCCAGAUAGUAGACAAAGAACAGAGAAAGGUGACUGCACUGAUUCUAAUAUCCUACUUAAAGCAGAUGGAGCAUCCGUAGGAAACACUUGUCUUGCAGAAGUGGUAGAAGCAGAUGGUGUAUGUCUAGAUUCUAGCACUGGAAAUACACAAGAAGCACCAUCAUCCAUUUGUGUUUCAGCAAAUAGCAUCAUCUUAAAUCCAGGGGAGUGCUUGGAGCAGGAGCCAAAUCCAACAUUACCUGACAGCAGUGGAUCCAGUCAGAUGGCUGUUGCUGGGGAAGGAGAGCUUCCUAUUAAUCAUGCUUCCCAAACAUGUGAUGCAGGUUCUCCUGGAGGAUUAAAGGAUGUUCAGAGUGGUGAUCGUGACAAAGAAACCCCAUGUUGUGACAUGUCAGAUAAGUCACAUGGGACAGUUGGUCAGUUACUUCGUACUGAGCACGACAUAUUCUUGAUGGAUGAGUGUGUAAGUGGUGAAAGGUGUCAUUCUAGAGACUGUUACCCAGCAAGGAAAGAGCUGCCUGAUUUCCCUGAGGAGAAAGCCAUUUUCCCCAGUGGAAACACCAGCCAGCUUCCACAUCAGGAACACUCUUCUGUUAACACCUUACCUGAAAGUUAUGGAGUAAGUUUACCAGAGAAAGGAAACCACUCACCCCUGGAAGCACAGAGCAACACUGAUCCUGAUGGUGAUUUCCCUUCAAGGAAUGACUGUCACGAUUCCCAAGUUGUGUCUAAUGCACAGGAAAAUGUUACUGUAAUUGAGACUCCUGAAAGCGUCACACAUAAGAAUCCACCCCAAACCACAGACCGACUGCCAGAACUAGAAACCCAAGGAACAGCAUUCACCCCAUCUCCUGGGGAUGUGGUUUUAAGAGAUUUGGAUGUAGAAGUGUGUAAAGCAGGAGGAGAACAGAGAGAGAUUUGCAGGGCUGGAGCUUCCUGUGCCUCAGGAGCUGGGCAUGUCUCAGGGAGUCAGGCUGCAGCUGCCCCUCACAGCACAUCAGAACAGCAUCUGGGGUUUGGUGACAGCCCCUUCAAGUCUGAUGGAGAAUUAAAAGCUGAGCCCAUCAAGUGGAAACCCAAUACAGCAAAGAGUGGGCAUGUAGCUGCUGGGGCUAAGAAGAAGUUACCUCCAGCCACACUCUCCAAAAAGCCCCGUCUGGAGGAGCAAGGAGAUGCCUGCAGGGAUCCUGCCUGUGCCACAAAGCCUGUGAGGAGUGAGGCAGGAGUGAGUCGGAGGGAAGAGAGACAAGAGCAAAGGAAACUCACUGUGAAAAAGGAGAGCAAAGCUCCCAAGCUGCUGAAGGGAAUCCAAGCAGAACUCUUCCCUGACUGCUCUGGGAAUAUUAAGCUAUGCUGUCAGUUUGGUCACAUUCACAGUGACUCCACCAUUACCUGGACUAAAGAUUCCAAGUUACUGGCUCGGCUGCAGAGGAGUGCCCAGGAUGACUCUCCUGUCUCGUUGGCAAUAGCUAAAGCCAGUAACAAAGACCAAGGAAUGUAUUAUUGCUGCUUGAACAAUAUGUAUGGGAAGGUGACUGCUGAGUUUAGUCUGACUUCAGAAGUAUUGGAACAUCUCUCAAGUUUCCAGAAUUGUGAAGGUAUGGAGGAAAUCGAGUUCAUGCAGCUCAUGUUCAGAGAGGAUUUCAUCAGUGGCAGCUAUUUUGGAGGGAACCUGCGGGGAGUGAUAGCCACAGAAGAGCUUCACUUUGGAGAAGGCAUGCACAGGAAAGCUUUCCGAAGCAGAGUGAUGCAGGGGCUCGUGCCAGUGUUCAGCCCUGGGCACCCCUGUGUGCUCAAGGUGCACAAUGCCAUCACCUAUGGGACCAAGAGUCAGGAUGAUCUGGUGGAGAAGAACUACAGCCUUGCUCUGCAGGAAUGCUAUGUCCAGAAUACUGCAAGAGAGUAUGCAAAGAUCUAUGCAGCUGAAGCUGAACCCUUGGAAGGCUUUGGGGAAGUACCAGAGAUCAUUCCUAUUUUCCUUGUCCAUCGCCCUGCCAACAACAUCCCCUACGCGACAGUGGAGGAGGAGCUGGUUGGGGAGUUUGUGAAGUACUCCGUCAGGGAUGGCAAGGAAGUGAACUUCCUGAGGAGGGACUCCGAGGCUGGCCAGAAGUGCUGCACCUUCCAGCACUGGGUCUAUGAGAAGACCAACGGGAGCUUGCUUGUCACCGACCUGCAAGGUGUAGGAAUGAAGUUAACUGACGUUGGCAUAGCAACACUGGCCAAAGGACUCCUGUUUCUGACACCUGACUUGGAAACCAGGCUCUCUUGGCUUCAACAACUGACUGAACCACCACUGCACAUCAUCCAAGACUUCAGCUUCCCAGAUAGUCAGACUUGCAAACCCACCACGUGUCUAUCUCCUGCUGAAGUGAAGGUCUUGUUCUCCUCCCCAUUCCACUGGGAAGAGGGCAAGGAGCAAGUGCCUGUGCAGUACUCAGCUUAGACCAGCACAGCCCCUCAGAGCUUGUGAACUCCCAAGGCUGGGAAGUUUGGAGGACCACUGCUGAAAGACUCCUCAACCCUCAUCUGCUGAGACAUGCUGAGAUGUCUGAAGUGAGCAUUCCACUGAAUUCAAGGGAAUUUUUACCAGGUACCCCCAAGACCAGCCCUGCCUCGUGGCUGCUGCUUUCCAGAGCUGGACAUGGGAAUUCCUGAGGAAAGGAACCACCCCCACUGUAACGAGCUGAUGGGAAACAUUUCCUCUUUGCUAAAAGGUGGUUUCCCAACACUCAGAAAGAUGCUCUGAAUUUACAGGACACAUUGUCCAACCUCAGGAGAAAAGAAGAACCAUCCAAAAGGAGGUCUUGGAAAGGUCCUGUAAGAUCUAACAGGUAACUGAGCGGUGAAUGGAUGAGUUGGCUUUGGAAUGUGUUGGGUUUUGUUUGCUUUGAAAUAAAACUUGCUAUUCUCUGG